Molecule: messenger RNA, 3316 nt
Organism: Cajanus cajan (pigeon pea)
Lineage: Eukaryota; Viridiplantae; Streptophyta; Magnoliopsida; Fabales; Fabaceae
Gene: SLO1
Product: SLOW GROWTH 1
Biological process (GO): RNA modification
Molecular function (GO): protein binding; RNA binding
Source: RefSeq, a predicted model, not a curated record
ACCUAACCUAACCCUACCUGAUCUCACUCCAUCGACGGGGAAAGCCAAAAGCUUUGUUUAACAAGACCUCAAACUAAAACCCUUCAUCAACGAUCAUUGCCAAGCUAUGGCUAUUGUGUUUCUCAGCAAACUCAGAUACAGAUACCCUCCAACAACCCCAGUUUUAAGCUUCCUUUGUUGUUUACAUGGUCGUUUCUUGUCUCUUUGUGUCAAACCCAUCAAUUGGAACACGACUCACAGCUUCGUCCAACGGAACCCUCUCCUUUCUCUCUUGGAAAGGUCCAAGUCCUUGUUUCAGCUGAAGCAGAUUCAGGCACGAAUGAUUUUGACGGGUUUGAUCGGCAAUGGCUUUGCUGCCAGUCGCCUUGUUGCUUUUUGUGCUCUAUCCGAAUCACAGAAUCUUGAGUAUUGUACUAAAAUUUUGUAUUGGAUCAAGGAGCCGAACGUCUUUUCUUGGAAUGUGGCGAUUAGGGGAUCCGUGGAAAGUGGAGACUUAGAAGGAGCUGUUUUGUUGUACAAGAGAAUGUUGCAAUGUGGUUUGUUGAAGCCGGAUAAUCAUACUUACCCCUUAUUGCUAAAAGCUUGUUCUUAUUCAUCCAUGAAUUGGGUUGGUUUUACUAUUCUUGGGCAUGUGUUGAAGUUUGGCUUUGAAUCGGAUAUAUUUGUGCACAAUGCGUCGAUCAAAAUGCUACUUUCAUAUGGAGAGCUGGAGGCGGCAUAUGAUGUGUUCAAUAAAGUUUAUGUGAGAGACUUGGUAACAUGGAAUUCCAUGAUUACUGGGUGUGUUAGAAGAGGGCUAGCAAAUGAGGCUAGAAAACUCUACCAGGAAAUGGAGGCAGAGAAAGUAAAACCAAAUGAGAUUACAAUGAUUGGGAUCAUUUCUUCUUGUUCUCAAUUGCAGGAUUUGAGUCUUGGCAGAGAAUUUCAUUGUUACAUUAAAGAACAUGGCCUUGAGUUAACAAUCCCGCUCAAUAAUGCACUUAUGGACAUGUAUGUGAAGUGUGGAGACCUGUUGGCUGCACGAGCCAUAUUUGAUAACGUGGCUAAUAAGACCCUCGUUUCAUGGACUACAAUGAUUUUGGGGUAUGCCAGAUUUGGUUUUCUGGAUGUUGCUCGGGAGCUUUUGUAUAAAAUUCCAGAGAAGAGUGUUGUGCCUUGGAAUUCAAUCAUUAGUGGCUGUGUGCAAGCUAAGAAUAGUAAAGAGGCAUUGGCUUUAUUCCAUGAAAUGCAAAUUAAUAAAAUAGAACCUGAUAAAGUGACCAUAGUUAACUGUCUGUCUGCAUGCUCACAACUAGGAGCACUUGACGUGGGAAUAUGGAUUCACCAUUAUAUUGAAAGACACAAUCUCUCUCUAGAUGUUGCCAUGGGAACCGCACUAGUUAACAUGUAUGCCGAGUGUGGAAAUAUUGCAAGAGCUCUCCAGGUUUUCCAAGAGAUUCCUCAAAGAAAUUGUUUGACCUGGACAGCCAUUAUUCGUGGUUUAGCACUUCAUGGGAGCGCACAUGAUGCUAUAUCCUAUUUCUUAAAAAUGAUUCAUAGUGGCUUAAGACCUGAUGAGAUCACUUUUCUUGGUGUCUUAUCAGCUUGUUGUCAUGGAGGUUUAGUUGAAGAAGGCCGCAAAUAUUUUUCCCAAAUGAGCUCUAAAUUCAAUAUAUCCCCUCAGCUUAAACACUACUCAUGCAUGGUGGAUCUUCUAGGAAGGGCUGGUCAUUUGGAGGAAGCAGAAGAGCUUAUCCGAAAUAUGCCAAUGGCAGCAGAUGCUGCUGUGUGGGGUGCUUUAUGCGCUGCCUGUUGUGUCCACGGUAAUGUUCUAAUUGGAGAGAGGGCAGCUUUGAAGCUUCUUGAGAUGGAUCCUCAAGAUAGUGGUAUUUAUGUUUUACUUGCUAGCUUGUACAGUAAGGCAAAAAUGUGGAAGGAGGCAAGGAAUGCAAGGAAGCUAAUGAAGGAGAGAGGAGUAGAGAAGACUCCUGGUUGCAGCUCAAUUGAGAUCAAUGGCAUUGUUCAUGAGUUCGUUGCAAGGGAUGCGUUACAUCCACAGUCUGAAUGGAUUUAUGCAUGCCUGGUUUCAUUGACAAAACAACUGGAGCUUCAUGUCUUUACAUGUGACAUUCCUGCUUAUGAAGAUAAUAUUUUUUCCUAAAUUUGUCAGCUUGUUUGCUUUAUUUCUGCUCAUUUAAUUAUGCUCUUCCCUGGACUGCCUGCACCCGUUUUUCAUUUUAUCCAGGGAUCCUACAUUAGAAAAUGUACGUAAAUAACACGAGUCAUGUCUUUCCUGUCCUGUGUCCUUUCACUGAUUUGAAUCUUCUUGUGCCCCUUCAUAUAACUUGUAAGAUCUUCAUUACAGAAGAAUGCAGAGUAAGUAUUAGAUUAUUAUGUGUGGCUCUACUUCAGUAUUUUAAUUGGAAAAGCACGGAGACUUAUCAUGUACAUCAUCAAAUAUUCUCUUUGUUAGUCAACCAUGUGUUCACUGUAUCGUCUUCACCUGUACGGAUUGUCAAAUUUGCUAGGAUGAGAUGAACAGGACUGUGUUUAUGACUGCAUUGAGUUCACUCUCUCCCAGUGUUGGAAGUUUCAUGGGUUCCCCUUUUCCUUUUUUUUCAUUAAGCAUUCUACUUUGAUGAAGACGUUUUUUCAUAAAAUAAAAAUGUGAAAUGUCUAAGGUCCAGCAGUGUUGCUGUAGAGAAUAAACAGUAUGCACAAUAUGAUUUUAAUAUGUUGGUUAACAUAUUUUUUUUACUUGCUUUUGCCCCUAGUUAUUGUCCUUUCUUGCUUAAAGUUUCCCCCUUUUGAUGGUUGACAAUUCUCCUACUCAUGGCAUGGUUUCCCCUGCCAACUUGUUGGAUCUCUUUACAAAGAUUUAACAGGAAAAUAAUUGAGCUGCCAGUAUGAGUUCUAUGAUAAGAUUGUUCAAGACUAAUUUUAUAUGAUUUUCCAUGACAAUAAAACUUUAAACAAACAUUGUAACAACCUAAAGGUUACUUGUUUGUAAUACUUAUCUGAUAUAUAAAAUUAUUUGUUCUCAUAUAUGGAUUUUAAUCACAAUUGCAUUUGAAAGCAUUUGAUUUUAUCUAAUCAAAUAUAUGGCAUCAACAAGACCAAAAGAAUAUUUGUUGAAAACAUUUGUCAAAAUCCAAUAGCUGACACUUUCACUUGUUUCUGCCUGUUGGUUUGAUAUAUAUAGUUUCCGGACUUGGUUCAUAUUUAUGUACUCAUUUUCUCUUUCCUGUGUUGGUUAAAUUUAGUUGUCUUUCCUGCUGUCAAAGGUUACUUGUUUGUAAUAUUAAAUUAUUACAACUGAAUUAUUCUGCCGUCUUGC